This is a messenger RNA of Microtus ochrogaster (prairie vole), 1624 nucleotides long. RefSeq names its product POC1 centriolar protein A (gene Poc1a). The coding region runs from base 392 to 1624 and encodes 410 amino acids. The record is from RefSeq and is a predicted model, not a curated record. Gene Ontology annotation, biological process: cilium assembly. The transcript is spliced from 11 exons. NCBI's taxonomy places the organism in Eukaryota, Metazoa, Chordata, Mammalia, Rodentia, Cricetidae. Gene Ontology annotation, cellular component: ciliary basal body; centriole. Gene Ontology annotation, molecular function: protein binding.
UAUGUAGAACUUCAUUUCCCGGAAGGCUGCGCGCUCUAUUACCUGAGCUAGGCGAUGAACCGUAGGGCCUAAACCUUUAGCUAGGAUUUUUUAAGUUCUCAGAAGGAAGGUGUGACGACGAACGAAGGCUUUUGGCUGCUCGGCGGGUUAACUCAUCUGUGGAGCUGGAGGGAGAGAGCGUGACGACUGUGGAGCAGGCCCACUUCCGGUCGGCGGUCAAAAAUCUAGGACUCUUCUCCUUUAAUUGCGGUGGGCGGGACGCGGCGACGCCACCGGCGUUGCUAUUGGCGGCGAUUGGGGGCGCGGAAACUGAACAGGCACCACAACUGCCGGCGCAGCUCCCUCGGGCUUUUGAGGUGCUUCUGGUCCUGCCAGCCCGGCCAGCCCCGCCAUGGCCGCUCCCAGCCCGGAGGACCCCUCACUGGAGAGGCACUUUAAGGGCCACCGAGAUGCAGUUACCUGCGUGGACUUCAGUCUCAACACAAAGCAGCUGGCCAGCGGCUCCAUGGACUCAUGCCUCAUGAUCUGGCACAUGAAGCCCCAGUCACGUGCCUACCGCUUCACGGGCCACAAGGAUGCUGUGACUUGUGUGAACUUCUCCCCGUCAGGACACCUGCUUGCCUCAGGCUCCCGAGACAAGACUGUUCGCAUCUGGGUACCCAAUGUCAAAGGUGAAUCAACCGUGUUUCGUGCACACACGGCCACAGUGAGGAGUGUCCACUUCUGCAGUGAUGGCCAGUCGCUUGUGACAGCCUCUGAUGACAAGACAGUCAAGGUGUGGUCAACUCAUCGCCAGAGAUUCCUGUUUUCCCUGAGCCAGCACAUCAACUGGGUCCGCUGUGCCAAGUUUUCCCCUGAUGGGCGGCUCAUCGUGUCUGCCAGUGAUGACAAGACUGUGAAGCUGUGGGACAAGACUAGCCGGGAGUGUGUCCACUCUUACUGUGAGCAUGGCGGUUUUGUCACCUAUGUGGACUUCCACCCCAGCGGUACCUGCAUCGCCGCUGCUGGCAUGGACAACACAGUGAAGGUGUGGGAUGUGCGGACCCACCGGCUGCUGCAGCACUAUCAGCUACACAGUGCAGCCGUGAAUGCCCUCUCCUUCCACCCCUCGGGAAACUACCUCAUCACAGCCUCCAGUGACUCAACCCUCAAGAUCCUGGACGUGAUGGAGGGCCGGCUGCUCUACACACUCCAUGGGCACCAGGGACCUGCUACCACUGUUGCCUUUUCAAGAACGGGGGAAUAUUUUGCUUCUGGAGGCUCUGAUGAACAGGUGAUGGUUUGGAAGAGUAACUUUGAUGUUGAUUAUGGAGAUGUGAAAGUACAGAGGCCUCCACCCCUGGCCAGCUCUACUGGGAAUCUGCCAGAAAUGGAUUUGCCUGGCCCACCAGGCAGAGACAAGAGUCUGGAGUCAGUGCAAUGCCAGCCCCAGGAACCUGUCAGUAUGCCCCAGACACUGACCAGCACACUGGAGCACAUCGUGGGCCAACUGGAUGUCCUCACACAGAUGGAAGUACCCAAGAGAGAGGCAGGUGUCAGGGUGUGGGACUCCAGAGCACACUGUGGAGACAUUCUGGAAAGCCUGUUAGCCCCCGAGAAGAAAGGCUGCUCUGAAGAGAUGUGA